GCGAGCCACUAGUCACACAAGAAAUGCCCUUCCCGCCUUGUCCGUAGCUUGCACUCGUAAUUACCGAUUUGCCCCUCGCUCCGGGAUCCAUGGACGCCAGCCUCCGCACGCUGCCUCCGGCGAGCUUCCCCGGCGAGGUCCGCUCCGCCGUCUCCUCCCUCCUCCUCUCUCCGGGAGGGAGUGCCCUCGACACCGUGUUCUCCCACCUCCCGCCUCCGGUCACCAUCCCGCCGCUCGGGUCCAGCGUCUACUACCGCCAGAGCGAGCUGCUGCGCCACUUCGCCGCGUCGCAGGGGCAGAGCACCGCCUCCGCCGCCUGCUCGUCCACGGCGGCGGAGGAUGGCGCGCCGAGGAAGCUGUACCGCGGGGUGCGGCAGCGGCAGUGGGGAAAGUGGGUGGCGGAGAUCAGGCUGCCGCAGAACCGGGUGCGCGUGUGGCUCGGCACGUACGACUCGCCGGAGACCGCCGCGCACGCGUACGACCGCGCGGCGUUCAAGCUCCGUGGAGAGUACGCGCGCCUCAACUUCCCCGGAGUCAUGGACGGCGGCGACUGCCCCGACCACCUGCGGCACCUCCGCGACGCCGUCGACGCCAAGAUUCAGGCCAUCCGCGUCCGCAUGGCGCGCAAGCGCGCGCGCGCCCGGCGCCAGCGCGAGGAGAGCAAGAACCAGCCCACCGAUGACGCAAAGGCAGCGGCAGCGCCUGCUCGCCCUGCCAUCUCCGAGCGCGCCGCGUCCGAGACAACGACGACGACGACGUCGUCGUACGGCUCGCCGGACGGCGUGCUCUCCAUGAGCACGGCCUCCGUCGACGGCGAUUGCCCGCUCGAGCGGAUGCCAUCGUUUGAUCCCGAGUUGAUCUGGGAGAUGCUUAACUUCUAGUUUUAGCUGCGUAGAUGGAGUGCAACCAUGGACACGGACCAACCGACAGCAAGGUCCAUGGAUGGACAUGACUGGUUGCAGAGUUUGAGCUCUUAGAAUUUGCUGUUAGGUGAUGAUGGAUUGGUUAUUUGAGAAGGUUAUAGCUAGAUUAUUAGAAGGAUAUCAACAAUAAAUUGCCCAAGAAAACUGGUCUUCUUAGAGAUUACUAAUUAGUAACCUGUAUACUCGAUCGAUCUGUCGUGGGUUUUUGCAUCGACAAAGUUGUAAAAACUAAUCACUGAAUUUCUAGCUCUACACAAAUGUUGCUGUAUUCAUCAACUAGUAGCACAUAUUCGUGUACUCUGUUUUUUUCUUCUUCGAACUUAUUUGUAAUUUGGCAUAGCUAGAGUUACAAUAUGCGAUUAUAAAGAUCAGCUUCCCUGAGAAUUUUAGACAGAAUUACUCCAUAGAUAAUUUCUCGAGUUAUUUCCAUUGUGAUCGAGAUUUUCAGACACAUAUGUGAAAUUUUGCCCUUUUUCAGAAGAGCAGAUGGGGUGCAGAGCAGAGGACUGCAAGGGCAUAGAGAAACUAUGAGUCACGCAACACAAGAGGAGUAUUUCAGCCUGUCAUUAUGUGUAUUCCCAUCUAGCCAACACAAAUCAUGUAAAGCUUGUUCACUUGAUUUCCUGAAAGAAACCUUACGAUGGUGGUCCAUGGAGAUUAGUGAGUACUGACUAAGGCACAUGCACCAUUUUUUCUCUGUUAGCAUGUGCCCUAAACAGGAGUAGUUGGUUGAGCUGGGCUCCACCUAUAAAUCAAAGAACAGAAAAUCUUGCCUGUACAUCCACAAGGACCACAAUUGGAAUG
Molecule: messenger RNA, 1727 nt
Organism: Oryza brachyantha (malo sina)
Lineage: Eukaryota; Viridiplantae; Streptophyta; Magnoliopsida; Poales; Poaceae
Product: ethylene-responsive transcription factor ERF061
Exons: 1
Coding region: 90-881 (263 amino acids)
Biological process (GO): regulation of DNA-templated transcription
Molecular function (GO): DNA binding; DNA-binding transcription factor activity
Source: RefSeq, a predicted model, not a curated record